Amyelois transitella is the source of this 3092-nucleotide messenger RNA. Its product is annotated as forkhead box protein J1-B. NCBI's taxonomy places the organism in Eukaryota, Metazoa, Arthropoda, Insecta, Lepidoptera, Pyralidae. Gene Ontology annotation, biological process: regulation of transcription by RNA polymerase II. The transcript has 3 exons. The record is from RefSeq and is a predicted model, not a curated record. Gene Ontology annotation, molecular function: RNA polymerase II cis-regulatory region sequence-specific DNA binding; DNA-binding transcription factor activity, RNA polymerase II-specific. The coding region runs from base 220 to 1338 and encodes 372 amino acids.
AGUCGGCCGACACCUGCCCAAUAGGCUGGUGGCCGCCGCCACGCGCGCACAUACGCAGCACCGCUCCGCGCCACCACCGCCACCCGUUCGACCCGUGGGUCGGCGUUGACCGCCACGACGUCACUGCGCCGAUCGAUUCGCGUCCGGCAUCUUGGACGGCACCACUGACGCCGAUAAGACCACCACUCUUUCUUUGGAGGUCGAGCUAUGUAGAACAAGAUGCAUAUUACUUCAGGACUAUCCCCGGCGUCAGGCGAGAUGCUGGAUACCUCUACGUUAAACUUCUACGGCGAUUCUGGUGAUUGUGGCACCACAUAUUUCCAGAUAGACCACGCUGUUCCGGAAUCUUCUCACACAGUCGAAAUAGAAUACGUGUACGAACAACCCGAAACAAAUGUUCAAAAAGUUGCAGAUACAGUAAAAACUAAACCAGAAACUAACGCAUCAAAGCCUAACGAAGUGGAUAGUUUUACGAAAAAGAUAAAAAGCAAGCACAAGCCUCAAGUAGUAGACGAUACAGAGACGGACUUGACGAAUUUAACAUGGCUGCAAAAUAUAACGAACAUUAUGGCGCUACCACAAUUUCCUAUACCGCCGAUGUCGCCAAACCCUCAAGUGAAGACGCAGCCGCCGAACACGAGGCUGCAGAAGUUUAACCAAACGAUAGCUAAAUGCCAAAGGGAUUUCACGGAGAACAAAGAACAAUACCAGAACGACAGCGAGAAGAAACCACCUUACUCGUAUAGUACGUUAAUUUGUAUGGCAAUGAGGUAUAACAACGACAAGAUGACACUCUCAGCGAUCUACUCCUGGAUACGCGAUAACUUCAAAUAUUAUAGGAACGCUGAUCCCACUUGGCAGAAUUCCAUUCGACACAACCUGUCGUUGAAUAAAGUCUUUGUAAAAGUGGCGAGAUCGAAACACGAGCCUGGCAAAGGAGGUUUUUGGAAGCUAGACCUCGCCCACUUGGAAGGAACUAAACGCAUAUCCAAUAGACCUCACAAGAAAAAGAAACUUCCAGGCGAAACCAAGGAUCCUAAAUCAUCUGAAGAGAGUGUCGCCGUCUCCAAUAUUCCACAAGUUGAAUUCGUUGAUGAAAUGGCCGCAGAUAACAAUGCUGUGACACUACAUCUUCCUGAAUUUACACUGAACGGUAUACAGCCUAUUUCUGAUAUUGAUUUGGAGACAAACAUAGGUGCUAAUGUGAUUGUGGAGCCAGUGGCGCCCCCUCCGCUCAUUCAAGAAGAUGAUUUAUCCUCACUGCUCCUGAACCCUACAGAUUGGGAUGAUUUGCAACUGGAUAUGCUCGAUAACUAUCUGGAUUCAUGUUUCAAGUAAGAUCGUGUUAAGUUUGUUUUACUUUAAACCGAUUAGGCUGAUUUCUCAUUUUGUAUAGGUGUUGCCCGUUACAAUUAAGUUUUAUCAAGAUAUCUUUUGAUUGACAAGAAGUAGGUGGCUUUUAGGACUUUAUACUUUAUAAUACUGUAAAACUCGUCUAGUCAAGGCUCAUGCGAAAGAGUGGCAUUCUCUCUUGUAGAAGAAAAUGUAUAUAUAAUAUGUAUUGAUAUAGUAAUUGUAAUUAGAUUACGUAGUGGAUCUUGCACAAUUUAUUUUAUUUAGAAAUGAAAAAAAGCUUGUGAAUACACAAAGAGUAUUAAAUACUUCAAGCUCAAAUCACUAUUAAAAUGGUUUUGCUCAAAAUGAAAAUUUCAGUAUUAAUGAUAAAUCAUUUGAAACGGCAGUAAUGUCAAAAGAAAAUAAAGAUAAUAUUUUACAUUUUUAUAAAGGUUUCAUAUGGGAUGGUAAUGAAGAAAAGAAUUACUUUAAAAUUACUUCAUUACCUAAAUUAUACGGAGGUUUUAAUAAUAACAUUACAAAAAAAUACAUAUUUAACAAAUUACGCUAUGUUUCCGUCCGAAAUAAAAAUAUUUAGCUUUAAAUUUAUUGAAAGAAAUUGUAUAUUAAUGGCUCUUAUGACGUAUUUACCGCUCAGUAUUAUUACAAUAUUUAUGUAUUAAAAGUUUUUUGUAGGUAACUAAGUGUGGCAAUAUGUGUUAAAAAAAUAUAUAUAAAAAUUAUUUACGUCGAAUUAUCAGGCAUCCGUCCAGUAUUAAUAAUUAGUGCAUCUAAUCAGUAGCUGCAUUGUGGGUAAAUUUUGCUCAGCACAAAGUGUCUUUUGUCUCAAUUUAAAUUUAUAUGUAUAUUUAACAUUUUUUUAAAUGUUUUUAGUGUAAUGUGUAUAACUUUUGCAAAAGCACAAAACUCGAUUUAGAAAAUCGUAAAAAAUUAUGUGUAGGCAAAAUAAGUUAAUGGUAAACAAAUAAAUCUUCCGUCCAAGAGUGUCUUGAAAUUGAAACAAGCAAUGGAGUAAGUAGUAUGAUAAAAAUAUAAUUAUUUGAUAACAUUCAAAGUAUCUGCGUGUAUUAUGAAACCAAAUUGCAUGUAAUAAGUAGCAAUAAUUGAGGAUUGCAAUGCAUCUUUUAGUAUAUCAGUCUGUUAGGAUUUCGUUACAUGUUUUUGUUGUAAUUUAAUUUAAUUAAUUUAAUUUAAAUAAUAAGUGAUUCGUUAUAGUUAAGUCAACAUUAAAUUAAAACUCUAGUCCUCAAGACUUUAUAAUUGAGUAAGGUUGUAUGUAAUAAAUACAACAAUAAUACUUUUUAUUAUCAAAAUCAGAAUUAAAUUAUUAACUUUUUUUUAUAACUUUUGGAAUUAAAGCAAAUUAAAUAAUCUAUCUAAAUGUAUUGAAUGUAAUAUCGCUGGUAUGUACCUAUUGAUGUACGCGACUGUACCUACAUAAAAAAGCUAAUGUUAAAGUGGAGGUUUUUUUUACAUUGAACGAAAUUUUUUAAUAUAAAAUAUGUUCCAUUUAUUUUCAACUUAUACGUAAUUUUUUAGUUCUUACAACAAAAAUAUUGAUUGGUGAAUGAUCUCAGCUCUUUUUUCCACAGUUUUUACUACCUACAAUGAGUGAUUUUAAAAUUGUAAAUAUAUACACGUGCAUACGAUUGUACUUAUUUAGUGAUUCAUGAAAUGGUUGUUUGAAAACAAGGCUCAAAAAUGUCCUGUGCGCAAUAUUUCAUGUUUAGAAGUGU